AUGCAGGACAACUGCCCCCUCGUGGCCAACCUCGACCAAGCUGACAGCGACGGCGACAGCGUGGGUGAUGCCUGCGACAACUGCCCUGCCCUCGCCAACGCGGGCCAGGGCGAUACUGACGGCGACAGUGUCGGCGACGCGUGUGAUCCUGACAANAAUGAUCCAGACGUAUCCGACGGUGCUGACAACUGCCCGGUCGUUUCCAACACCGAUCAGCUUGACACCGACGGCGACGGACUGGGCGACGCGUGUGACAACUGCCCGUCUGCUGCCAAUGCGGACCAGGCCGAUGCGGACCAGGACCUCAUCGGCGACGCCUGCGACACUGACAUCGAUACGGACAUGGACUCCAUCCAGGACGACUUCGACAACUGCCCGAACGACGUCAACAGCGACCAGGGCGAUGUAAACGCUGACGGCGUGGGCGACGUAUGCGAUUUAGACGCCGAUUCCGACGGUAUCCUCAGUGCGUUCGACAACUGCCCGCUCGUACCCAACGUCGACCAGAACGACAUGAAUGCCGACGGCGUGGGCGACGCAUGCGCACUCGACUUCGAUGGCGACGGCCACCUCGACGCCAACGACAUCUGCCCCAAGAACAGCGUCAUUUUCGAGCAGGACCUGGGGUCAGUUCCGCCUCCGGCUCGGCAUGCGGUGGUGUCGGGUGAAGUCGAAAUACGUACUUAUUUCGAUUUCGGCAGCGAUACCACGAAAUAAGCAGAGGCUAGCUUUACUUGUUGCUUACACAUGCAUCCACAGUGUAUGUGCAUAUCAAAGAU
Penaeus monodon (black tiger shrimp) is the source of this 779-nucleotide messenger RNA. RefSeq names its product cartilage oligomeric matrix protein-like. Bases 1 to 717 code for a protein of 238 amino acids. Lineage: Eukaryota; Metazoa; Arthropoda; Malacostraca; Decapoda; Penaeidae. The transcript has 4 exons. Gene Ontology annotation, biological process: cell adhesion. The record is from RefSeq and is a predicted model, not a curated record. Gene Ontology annotation, molecular function: calcium ion binding.